GAAGAUGCGUCGGCCGGGGCAGGAGGAUGAGGGACCCGGCCGCCGGGUAUGGCACGGCCCAGGCCGUGGAGGUGACAGGUGAUGGCGUGACCCGGGCAGGCCCAAGGAAGUGACAGCGGGACGGGCGUCCGCCUCUGCUCGCACCGGCGGAGCCCAGCGGUGAUGUGACGCACGGCCCCGCAGGUCACCGGGCAGUGGUGACACCGGGUGGUGGCUCCGGCCGGGGCUGCUGCCGCUCACUGCUGGGAUUUUGUGUGUGUUUGUGUUUGUGCUUUUCCCAUUUGCUUUUGUGCCUGAGGAUGGCCGAGGGGGAGGGACUUGCUAAUGUGUUUCAGACAGAAACUUUCAAACCAUCAAAAGCUUCACCCGCGCCCAGAAACAGGCACUUGGGUGAAGUGCAGUGGCUGGGUGCUACUUCUGCUCGGUGCAAGUGAUUUCCUGCAAAAGGGACUCAUAGGGGUACUAAGGGGAACUGCUGGCCAGCGGGUGUUGCUGGAUUUGGGUGAUGGUGGUGAUGCUGAAGGACCUCAGAUGGACAUCCCCUGCAGCCACCAGCUGCACUCAGAGCACUGCAGAGGGGCAGGGGAGGCAGCGACAUGCAUGGCAUCUCCACUGGCACAGGGUGGCCAUCCUUACCCCAGUGGUCAUGUCACCUGCCAGGUGCUUCCCUCUUGCUGAUUCCCCUUUCUCCCAGAGGAGCCUUUUCCCAUGCCCAAAAGUUUCUCUUAGCGCACAACCCUGAGCUCCUUUUGAUGGCUGUCACCUGUGAUGGCCUCGCUGCACCCCUACUGCCCCCCAUGCCACUCACCCCACAGCUCACUUGCCUUUUUGGCAUUACCUCCAUCACGCCGAGCCAUCAGUUAAUUAUUGACAAUAAGCGGAGCGAAUCAAUGGAUGAUGUGUGCUGAGAUGAUUGCAAAGUGCUGGGGCCACGCAGCAUUCCCUGCUGGAGUGUGUGUGUGCUGCUGCUGACCUGGUCCACAGUGACUGAUACGUGUUGAAGUGUGGAAUCAGUUCCCCUUUUCCAAUUCAUGGCAAAUGUGCCAGCGGUCAGGCUGUGCCCAGCACCUCCUUGGGAGGAGUUGUGAUAGAGUAAAGCUUGACCUGCAAAGAUGCUGUGGCUGUCCUGGCCUCCUCCAGUGCAUCCCAGCGCCGCUCACAGCUGGGACCUGCCAAUGUCUGUUUCUCUCAUCACCGGCUGCAAAAUGCACCAAAACGCAGUGGAAGCAUGGAAAGGCACACGGCACAGGCUGUUGGCUGGUGUCAGCGGGUGUGACUCAAAUCGAGUAAGAAGUUUGGAUAUGACUGAAGACAAUGGGCUGAUUUCUGCUCUCUGGCUCUGGGGCAAUUCCUCUGGGAUCCCCGGGGUUGUAUUGAUGGUCAUGGAGUGGCACUUGGCUCUUGCUAGGAGGUUUAUUGGCUUUUAUUUUUCGUAUGAGCUAAAAAUUAGAGGGGGAAAAAAAUCAAAGCAGUAUUUGAUGGGGAAAGCAAAGAAGUUUCAAACCUCCAAAACCAGCCAGAAAGGGCCUCACUGAUGGGACAGAAGUGAUCAGCAGUGAUAGUGGGACUGCAGGUCCAGGAUGGGAGCGCUCAGGAGCGAUGCUCAGCCCCAGGAUGGAGCGUUAGGAAACGAUGCUCAGCUCAUCCCUUGCUCCCAUUGCUGCCCGUGCACUGCUGCUGGGUGUGAGCAUGCUGGGUGUCUGCUCCCCGGCAGGACCUUCCCUGCAUGUUGUCCUUCACAAGUAGCACAGGAGGGGAGGGCACUGGCCCAUUUGUUCCCGUGGAUGAGCUGCAAUUUGGGGAAAGACUGCAGGGACCCCACUGGGUGCCCACUCCCAGAGCCGCUGCAGCUCAUACCCAGAUCUUCUGCUUCAGGAGUUCAAAGGAGUGGAAUAAAUGAUUCCUGCGUUCGGCACUGAAUGCCAGAGAACCUGUUGCCAAGAAUGAAAUUUCUCAUUUGAUUUGAUUAACCUUUGUGUCUGCACAAACAACCCAAUAUUUGUCACUGGCUGAACACUUGCUGGAGGAGUUUGCCAGCUCGUCUGGGAGCAUCUGGUCUGCAUGCCAUGCACAGUUAUGCUCUCCUGCGCAGGAAGUCCCUGUUGUCACCUCUGAAAGGACACCUCAAGGGACAGCACAGCGUCCCACACUGUGAUAGCAGUGCUCUGGGGUUGGGGGCCUGCAGCCCCUUUCCCCAUGGUGUGGGUUCAGGGGAGCUGCUCCCCGAGCACCGCAAUCCCACCGGGCACCUGGGCAGGGUGAGUGGGGAUGUUCAGGGGGCACAUCUUUGGCUUGGAUUGAGCUGAACGAUGCAGACAGGGUUAUGUGAGAGGCAUCAGAGGCUGACAAGACACAUCUGUGUUUUAAAAAAUGUAUGCACGUGGGAGAGAAGUGUUAAGCAGAGGUGAAAAGAAGGCAGCAGGUGGCACUUCCUGCAGUCGCACUGCUCGUGUCUGGCUGAGCAUCAGCAUCACUUCCCUGGCACUGUCCAUAGUCUUCAGGCUGCAUGUGACCAUGGGGGCCAGCAGGACCUGCUCCCAAAGCCCUGACACCCCUAGGGCAGGUUUGGUCCCUUGAUGCAGCUGAGCUCUGCAGCAAGAUCUGAGUUGAGGGCUAUAGUGCUGCAUCCAGACGCUGCUCACUGGUCCCCAGUCCCACACUUGCUCAGACCAGCAGUGAAUUUUGUCUGCAUUGCAAGAAACUUUUCCAAACCAGACAGGCUGAGCCCCUCCUGCAAGGUGCAUCCCUCAUCGUGCUGCAUUGUACCGGGCUGUACAGCCCACAGCACUGCACCCGGGUGGCUCACUCCAAGCAGCUGUGUUAUCUGCCUUCAUUCAAGUGUGAGGUUUGGGUUCAGUGUCUGAGGAUACUUGAAAUGAACUUGGGCAGAAGCAGCCACUCCAUGGCCUUAAUCCUCCUGAAGCAGAGGGGUCUCCUGCUGGUUGCUUCUGCAGGGAGCAUGACCGGGCCUUCCGUGAUAAUUUCUGAUGUUCAUUAUUUAUAGAGAAACCAAAUUGAAUUAUUAAUACAGAAAAUUUAGAUAACAUUAGCAAUUCUCGGUUUAUAACAGUUUCCCAUUAAUAAGGAAAAUUGGAAAUUUAUCACUACAUCUGUUCAUUAAAACUCACUAUUUUUUUUUGCUUUUGGUGUCUUAAAUGAAAGCAUAGAAAUAAACGAAGAGGAAAAGCCAUUUACUCUGUUACUUCUCUGGACGAAGCCAGCCCAUAAGUUUUAAUAAAGUCCUUGCUGUUAUACGUGGAGAGGAAACCAGCUCAUCAUGAAAGCAGCUUUUCAACCAUGUCUUUUGCAUUGCUCAGCCAGAGGACAGAUACUCAGAAACCUAUCUUGUUUCUGCCCUUUGUGACAAUGCUUCAGCUGUCAGAUUUCUAAUUUCCCUCCAUUCCAGCAGCUCUCCUUGCUUUCAGCAUGUGUUCUUCCCAGCUCCAUGUGACUUCUAACGCAUCCCCUGCUUGUUUCAGAGAUGGCGGAUUCCUAUGCUUGUAAAGGUGGAAGGAAGACUGCAGGUUCCACCAAACCCAGCAAAGAGAGCAGGGCAGAGGCGAGGCUGAACCCUCCAGCAGAGCUCCCCAGGCUGGGAAAUGCAACCAGUGACAAAACCGAGGGCAAGAAGAAAGGACGACCCAAGGCCGAGAACCAGGCACUGAAAGACAUCCCUCUCCCACUGAUGAACCAGUGGAAGGAUGAAUUCAAAGCCCACUCCAGGGUGAAAUGCCCCAAUUCAGGCUGCUGGCUGGAGUUUCCCAGCAUUUAUGGCUUGAAGUACCACUAUCAGCGCUGCCAAGGGGGCGCAAUCUCAGAGAAGCUGACGUACUCCUGCUCGUACUGCGAAGCUGCCUUCAGUUCCAAAACCCAGUUGGAAAAACAUCGUCUCUGGAAUCACUUGGACCGACCAGUGCCAGCCAGCAAAACAGAAAGCAAAGUGCACAAGGCCAUUGGGAAGAGCAGUGGCAAGAAAAGAGCUGCUGAGAGUUCAGCUUGCCCCACCAUCCAUCCCAAACAGGCAAAGACGGAAAAAGCCGUGUCCCAGGAUCAUGCUGAGAAUGGCGAAUGCCCGGCGGAGAGCCGGGAGAGCAAGGAGUUUCAGAUCGCCGCAGCAGAGGCGAUUGCAGCUGCCACCCCCACAGCAAAGUCCUCGAGUGGCAAGGAUGGCGGGCAGCAGGGGGGCAGCCAGGCAUCACUGCAGGAGGAGGACCCGGAGAGGAUGAAGCACAGAAGGAAACAGAAAACUCCUAAGAAGUUUACGGGGGAGCAGCCGUCCAUCUCGGGAACAUUUGGACUAAAAGGUCUCGUCAAAGCAGAGGACAAGGCGAAAGCCCAUCGAGCCAAGAAGCUGGAGGGGAGCACCAACAUGGAGGAGCUGAAAAAGAAACCUCCAGGAGCUGGUGUGAAGAAGGAAGCAGCUGUGCACCUACCAGCAGCAAAUCCCGAGGACCAGUGGCAGCGGGAAAUCAGUGAGAAGGGAGAAGUUGCCUGUCCAACCUGCAGUGUUAUAACCAGGAAAACCAUCGUUGGGCUCAAAAAGCAUAUGGAUGUCUGCCAGAAACUGCAGGACGCCUUGAAGUGUCAGCACUGCAAAAAGCAGUUCAAGUCCAAAGCUGGGCUGAAUUACCACACCAUGGCUGAACACGUCAGCAAGCCUGUUCCUGUGGAAACCGCUGCCCUUGGUGAACAGGAAGAGCGGGAAAGGCUGAGGAAAGUGCUAAAGCAGAUGGGAAAACUGAAAUGCCCCAAUGAGGGCUGCGCAGCCAACUUCUCCAGCCUGAUGGGCUACCAGUACCACCAGAAGCGCUGUGGGAAGCAACUCGCCGAGGCUGACAAGCCUGUCUUCAGCUGCCCUCACUGCGGGAAGAAAUACAAAUCCAAGGCUGGCCACGAUUACCAUGUACGGUCAGAACACCCGGCCUCAGUGAGCCCCCCAGACACCUCUGCAACCCGAGAAGUGGGGCCAUCCCUCCCUGGGGGUGACUGCAGAGCUGCAGAGCCUGUGGGCAGGAGCGAGCCAGGCAGAGCCGGGCCAGGCAAGCCGCCAGAGGAGCCAGAGGUGAAGCCAGAGCCCACCCCCAUAGAGGAUUUUGAAAGGACCCCGAGUGGCCGCAUCCGUCGCACAUCAGCUCAAGUGGCCGUGUUCCACCUUCAGGAGAUAGCAGAGGAUGAGCUCGCCAGGGACUGGACCAAACGGAGGAUGAAGGACGACCUGGUGCCCGAAACUAAGCGGGCCCCUCACUGGACCCAGGGAGAGGUGAGAUGCUGGGGGCCAGCAGCAGAUUGCCUCUGCACCAAUGCCAUCUCUGCAAGAUCUGCAGCAUCCCAGAUGGAUCGAUGCUUCCCAGCUCCAGGCAGCUCCCAGCAAUGGUUGGAUGUGCCCAGGCUGCUCGCCGUUUGCUUCAGAGCUCUGUCCCCAAGCUCCCAGUGACCCACUGCAACCCUCAUGCCACAGCUGUUCCUGGCUGGGGAGGGAUUGUGGCUCCGGAUCCCGUUGGUGGCCCAUGGUGAGAUGCAUUCGCCUUUUCCCAGGAGGGUGGAUUCCUUCGCACCAAAGCAAUGGCAUCAGAAUAAACGAUUGCUGCUCAGAUCCCAGGCCCUGCAAUGCCUUCAUUCUGCACUAACCAAAUCCAGCACUUCUAAAUAUACACUGGAGUCUUAUUUUCUCGCACUGAUCUUUAUUUGCCUCUGGAUAAGCUGAAACAGAUGGGGUAUUUCACAACGGCCGCUUGCUGAGGAUGUCAGAUGGGGAAGGACACACCCCUGCUGCUUUUCUGGGAAAAAUCCCCUUUCAGAAGCUCCAUGAAGAUGUUGCCGAUCCUCUGAGUCUCCUCUGGCCUUUGCUGGAGCCAUCCUGCACCCUACUCACUGUACCAUACACCUACCCACUGUAAGGCUCAACUCUGCCCCUGUGCUGCUGAGGGAGGAUUCCAGCUUUGGGCAGGAGGGGCGAGAGGUUGGGAGUUACCACCUGGGCUGGGCCCUGCAAUCCCUGUCUGCAGAGGAAUGCCCUGACCCUUUUUGGAGGCUGGCUUCAGAGAAGCAGCCCCAUAGAGAAGAGGUGAGAUGGGAUAAAACGCUGUGGAAACCCAGCUUAGGUCAUGGUUUGAUGCUUUCUCUGCAUCCCUGUGAAACAGCUUGUGCUCUCAGAGGUUUUUAGGGGAAGGAUGUCUUUUUGCCACAGUGAGCUCUGGCCCCAUAUCCUGGUUCUUCUUGGACUCUUCAGGGAACAGUUUGCUUUUGUGCUCGCUCCUGGAGAGAGCUGCCUGCCUGCUCUACUCAAGCUGCUUUAGACUGCUGAGUUAAUGAGUUAUUAAUCGGUGACAGCUCCAGGUGGGGUGCCUCAUUUCUGGUUGCAGCGAGAAGGGAAGGUCUGGUCCCAGAUGAGCUUUGUGCCAGAGCUAUUGGGUUCAUGUGGUGGGAGGGAGGGGCAGAGGGGGGCACACAGCCACCCCAUCCCCAGCCUUUGGGGUCUGCUCAUGGCACGGGGUCUGCAUGGCACUGCAGUGCCAGGCUGCUCUCACACGUGGCCAGGCAGGCCAGGGCUGUGAGUCCUGGCAGAGUCACUGCUCUCAGCAAAGGGCUGGUGUAGGCCAGUUUGAAAGCUGGAGGGCAAAAGUCAUCUGCGGGCUCGAGUCUUUAAGAAAACCCCAUACUGGAACCAGAAUACAUUCUAGACCAGAAAAAUCUGGCUGAGGUCUAUCUCCCAACACAAUGGCUCUGCAGUCCCCCCAGAAGUCCUGAAGCUGGGCUGAGCGCUGCAAACUCAUCUCACUGGUGAGCUGAGCCAGAUCCCAGUGCAAGGUCGGGUGAGGACCACAUGGGGACCUGUCCUCCCUCCCUGCCCUCUCUCGAGAGCCCUGGCUGGGUGGCAGAGCUGCCCUGUGCAUUGCAGCAGCUUCCAGCCCACCGUCGACUGUGCUUUGGCUUUGCCUCCAGGAUGGAAUGAGCUGUGGUUUCCGUGGGGCAGGAGCACGGGGCGACCCGAGGGGCUGAGGACCCCGUACCGCGGCAGGUCUGUUGGAGGGGAAGAUGUUGGCUGGGGCCGAGGCAGAGCACAUGGUUCUCAUUUGUUGCAAUAUAUUUUGGGGAAGGGGAGAGCUGUCUGGGGAGCAGAGAGGAUGGAAAUAUGAAAGUUAAUUAAAUAAAACUGUCAGUCAAAGAGAACGAGCCUUCCCACCCUAGCAUCCUUCAACUGUUCAGGGGAGAUGGGCCGUGGCCAAAACCAGUUGUAGUCGUUUAACGAUUUGGCCAUGAAGAUUUUCACUUACGGGCUGUUUGAGGAAAAUAAAUGGUAGAAAAUAAAAUAUUCCAUGCCUGGGGCUCCUUCUUAAUAGAGACAUAAAGAUGGCUUUGACAUUCCUAGAACCGCAGCGCCCUGGGAAGACGUGGGAUGUGCAUGUUAUUGUGCAGUGCCUGUUGGAGCGGAGCGGGGAGGGAUUCUUCUCUGCAGUGGGAUCCGGAGCAGCGGAAUCCGCAUCUCUGAGCAUCUCCCCCCACCUCCUCCUUGGGGACACGCAGAGGGAGAGGUUGUUGCUGGGGCUGUGUGCGGUUACCAUUAAUGUUUGCUCAUUCAUGGGAUUGAUUGGCUUUUAAUUAAGGAGGCCGGCUGGCAUCCCAGCUCUCAGCAUCAAUGACAAAAAGGGAGCCCUGUGUUCUCCCCCGGAGGUGGCAUUGCCUUCCCCGAGUGGUUGACGAGCACCAUCCCAGUGCUUCAAAGAGCUCUGCUGGCAUCCUCGUGGCUGCAGAGCACGACAGAACCACAGCACACCAGGCCUUGGGGCAUAUUUCCACAUCCAUCCUUAGUAACGUCCCUACCGCCGUUUCGCAAGUCCUUUUGCCCCUUCUCCCUUCCCUGGCUGCGUGCCGAGGUGAGGGCAGAGGGGACCUCCUGAGUUGAUGUGACAACAUCUACAGCCAACCCUCGCCAUCACUGGUACCUCAGGCUCAGUGGCAAGGAGGAGGAGGUUUUGGAGCAGCACGACCCAGCUGGACAAAGGCAAAUCUGCUGCUUAUCAGCACGUCCAGGAAAAGUCACAACUGGGAAAGAAAUACAGCCAGCCACCUCCCUGCAUUGUCAGAAACGGGAGUGCAGAGUUUGAUGUGCACACUUGGAUGAAACAGCUUGGGUUUGCACUUCUCUGCAAGCGUGGUUUGUGCACGUCUCCUCUCUGGAGAGCAGGGAUAUAUCAGUGUGCCAGUAGAGCUGCAGGGCCCUAAAGCUGCUCAGGUACCUGCACCCACUCACUGCGACCUGUAAGCUCACCCUGCCAUGCUCUGCCACCGAGCAAACUGGGAGUUCAGGACAUGAUCAGCGUCCCUGCAGAGCUCCUGUUGGCACACAUAUGGCCAAGGGCAGCUCUGUGCUGCAGCCCCAUGGAGCAUAUAGCCACAGGUAGGGCCAUGUGCCGCAGCAGGCACUGGGCAUGAGGUGCCACAGCUGCUCCUGUGUGUGCUGAACAUGCAGAAAGAGAGCGGGAAGGGCCAGCCCGCUGUGCUAAACCUCCAAGUCACUAAUAAAGUAGUAAUUAAAAGCACUUGGGAAGAGCUGCCCUGCCAGGAGAGGCAGAGACACAAGAGCCUUUCAUUGUUUAAUAGGCUCUGCUCAUUAUUGGGGUGGAAGGCAGCCAUGCAGGCUCUUCAAACUUGGCAUCAUCCCUUCUGCCCAGUGUGCAGAGCUGUUUGUUCUGUGGGUUAUGAAACAUGGCCGAAGGGCAGCUGUGACACAGGGCACCAAUAGCACAGGGCCUGGCCCCGUGCAGCACUGGGGUAUGUGCCCAGGGAGCAGGAGCACGAGAGACUUUUGUCACCACAGAGGUGGCCACGGUUCUUGCCCUGCUAUUCCUGCUGUCCUGUCCCUUCACUGGUGGAAGGAGAGCCACUCCCAGGGGCUGACAUCCUGUAGGGCAGCUUCCCAAAGCGUUUUUGGCCUCUCUUUACUUCCAUGGUAGGG
Lagopus leucura (white-tailed ptarmigan) is the source of this 8956-nucleotide messenger RNA. It is a transcript of the gene ZNF512B, whose product is annotated as zinc finger protein 512B. The coding region runs from base 3482 to 5434 and encodes 650 amino acids. Gene Ontology annotation, molecular function: zinc ion binding. The record is from RefSeq and is a predicted model, not a curated record. Lineage: Eukaryota; Metazoa; Chordata; Aves; Galliformes; Phasianidae. The transcript is spliced from 13 exons.